UGACCUGAGAUGACCUCAUUUUCCCAGCAUUCUUGUCAUAACAAUAUGGCGGCGCCCUUCGACGUGCAGCCGUAAAGUGAGCCAGAUAUUUAUAUGCGACAAAUUAAGUUAGAUAUUUGGCUGGCUGAUGUUAUAUAUUUAUAAACAGUACUGUCUUGUUCGAUAGACAACAGAAAAUGUUGUUUUUAGCGGUGUUUUCGAGUUUGGUGUAUUCUACAGUCGGAGCUGAUUUGCAAGGUGCUUUGAAUGAUGUUUGGGAUUUCACUGAGAGUUACCUGCUGUCUGUGUGGCAGAACAGGUUUUAUGUGUACACUACUGCUGCUGUUCUCAUAGGAGUCUGGUUUAUUGUCAACAUGCUUUUCAAAAAGUCAAAAACGGUCAACCCUGUAAAUCCAUGGCCAUAUAAGUCUGCAAAAAAACAGGAACUUUCACCUGUAACAGAAAAGGUCAUUCAUGUUUCUGGGGUCAAAGUCUUCUAUGGAUCACAGACAGGAACAGCAAAGGGGUUUGCAAAAGAGCUUGCUGAAGACGUCAGCACUCAGGGGAUCCAGUGUGAGGUUAUAGAUAUGAAAGAGUAUGACCCAGAUGACAGACUGGCUGAGGAGUGUACAAGCAAGAUGAUCUGUGUGUUCCUGGUGGCCACAUACACUGACGGACAGCCCACAGAGAGCGCCGAAUGGUUCUGCAAAUGGCUUGAGGAAGCGUCCACUGACUUCCGAUAUGGGAAAACAUACCUGAAGGGAAUGAGAUAUGCUGUCUUUGGGCUGGGGAACUCCGUUUAUGUGGGCCAUUACAACACUGUCAGUAAGAGCAUAGAUAAGUGGUUGUGGAUGCUGAGUGGCGCACGGAUCAUGACCAGAGGAGAAGGCGACUGCAACGUGGUGAAGAGCCGACAUGGCAGCGUGCAGGCCGACUUUCAGGCCUGGAAAACGAAGCUCCUGAGCCGGCUGCAGGCCCUGGCCAAAGGGGAGAAGAAAGCCUGCUCUGGCAAGUGCAAGAAGAGCAGCUGCAAGAAUAAGAAGAAACAUAAGGAGGAGGCAGAGGACAGUCGCUCGCUCGCUGAGAAGAACAACUCUGAGGAGGAGCUGAUGGAGUCCAGCAGUGAUGCGGAGUCCUCUGCUGAGGAAGAGAAGUCUCAUGGCUCCGUCAUUGACAUGGAGGACCUUGGGAAUGUGAUGAAUCGUAUGAAGAAAGCCAAGAGGAUGGAGGGAGAUGAAGAGGAGUCCCAGAGGGUGAAGCUGUCAAAGCAGAAUGGAGUGAGGAAGAGCGAGACAGAGGAGGAGCGGAGAGAGAUGAUCACUCCUGCCUUGAGAGAUGCUCUGACUAAACAAGGGUAUAAACUAAUAGGAAGUCACUCCGGGGUGAAACUGUGUCGUUGGACUAAGUCAAUGCUGAGAGGGAGAGGAGGCUGCUAUAAACACACCUUCUACGGGAUUGAAUCGCAUCGAUGUAUGGAGACCACGCCGAGCCUGGCCUGUGCCAACAAAUGCGUUUUCUGCUGGAGACACCACACCAACCCAGUGGGAACAGAGUGGCGCUGGAAAAUGGACCCGGCCGAGAAGAUCAUUCAGGAGGCCAUGGAGAACCACAGGAACAUGAUUCGGCAAUUCAGAGGAGUUCCAGGGGUGCGUCCCGAGCGUUUUGAAGAGGGCCUCACAGUCAAGCACUGUGCUCUGUCUCUGGUGGGCGAACCCAUCAUGUAUCCUGAGAUCAACACCUUUCUUCGACUGCUUCACCAACAGAACAUAUCCAGCUUCUUGGUCACCAAUGCCCAGUUUCCUGAGGAGAUCAGGAAUCUUGUGCCUGUUACACAACUUUAUGUUAGCGUUGAUGCCAGCACCAAGGACAGUCUGAAGAAAAUUGACCGUCCCCUCUUCAAAGACUUCUGGCAGCGCUUUUUGGACAGUCUCAGAGCGCUUGGUGAAAAGCAACAGCGAACGGUGUACAGACUGACCUUGGUGAAGGCCUGGAAUGUGGAUGAGCUGAAGGCCUACUCAGAUCUCAUCGCCCUUGGCCAGCCAGAUUUCAUCGAGGUCAAGGGAGUGACUUACUGUGGCGAGAGCUCAGCCAGUAGCCUGACAAUGGCCAACGUACCCUGGCACGAGGAGGUCAUCUACUUCGUGCAGCAGCUGGCCAACCUGCUACCAAAUUAUGAAAUUGCCUGCGAACACGAGCACUCCAAUUGUCUGUUACUUGCACACCACAAGUUCAAAGUCGAUGGGGAGUGGUGGACGUGGAUUGACUAUGAGCGCUUCCAGGAGCUCAUUCAAGAGUACGAUGAGAGCGGAGGCACCACAAGCUUCUCUGCAAUGGACUAUAUGGCCAAGACCCCCAGCUGGGCCAUAUUUGGGGCCCGAGAGAGGGGAUUUGAUCCUUUGGACACACGCUUCCAGAGAAAGAAUAAGACCAAAGAUAUCUCAGGGUGUUGAUAUUACUCUUGCCUUCCUACUUUAAGUCUGUUGCGGAAUGUGCAUUUUAAAUGAUUAACACCUGAUUAACUGCCCUCAAGAUUAAGACUUUUGUUUUUAUUAUUUUAGCCAAGGCUCAGUUUGUGUUCCAAGACUUGCGUUAGGGAUCUAAUUCUGGUGAGCAUAAAGUACACAUUUGCUGUCCUUC
This is a messenger RNA of Rhinichthys klamathensis goyatoka, 2616 nucleotides long. It is a transcript of the gene tyw1, whose product is annotated as tRNA-yW synthesizing protein 1 homolog (S. cerevisiae). Bases 177 to 2429 code for a protein of 750 amino acids. The transcript has 16 exons. NCBI's taxonomy places the organism in Eukaryota, Metazoa, Chordata, Actinopteri, Cypriniformes, Leuciscidae. The record is from RefSeq and is a predicted model, not a curated record. Gene Ontology annotation, biological process: wybutosine biosynthetic process. Gene Ontology annotation, molecular function: FMN binding; 4 iron, 4 sulfur cluster binding; catalytic activity.